AUGAUGGGCGGCGACCUGUACGCCCUUGACUUCGACGGCGUCUUAUGCGACAGCUGCGGGGAGAGCUCCCUCUCGGCCGUCAAGGCUGCGAAGGUGAGGUGGCCGUCGCUGUUUGAGCAGGUGGAUGCCGCCAUGGAGGAGUGGAUAGUGGAGCAGAUGUACACCGUUGCAGAUGGGCUUAGCAUCCAAGAAAUAUUGGAGAACUGGUUAAAACUGAAGCCCAUUCUCAUGGAUGAGUGGCAAGAAGAUAGAGAAUCUCUUGUAGAUCUCUUUGGCCAUGUAAGAGAUGACUGGAUUGAAAAUGAUUUUUCUGGCUGGAUAGGCGCUAACAGGUUUUAUCCUGGGACAGCUGAUGCAUUGAAGCUUUCAAGCUCUGAAGCUUACAUAGUCACAACAAAACAGAGUAGAUUUGCUGAAGCGCUGCUCAAACAAUUGGCUGGAAUAGAUUUUCCCUCUGAAAGGAUAUAUGGCCUUGGCACUGGUCCGAAGGUUAAAGUUCUCCAGCAGCUGCAGCAAAUGCCACAGCACCAAGGCCUAAAACUUCAUUUCAUCGAGGACCGACUUGCAACUCUGAAGAAUGUGAUCAAAGAACCAGCGCUGGACAAAUGGAACCUCUACCUGGUGACAUGGGGAUACAACACACAGAAAGAGAGGGAAGAAGCAGAGGCUAUACCAAGGGUCCAACUCAUUGAUCUCCCAGAUUUCAGUAGGCAGCUCAAAUAG
Miscanthus lutarioriparius is the source of this 723-nucleotide messenger RNA. Lineage: Eukaryota; Viridiplantae; Streptophyta; Magnoliopsida; Poales; Poaceae. The record is from the annotation of a GenBank genome assembly.